Closterium sp. NIES-65 is the source of this 837-nucleotide messenger RNA. NCBI's taxonomy places the organism in Eukaryota, Viridiplantae, Streptophyta, Zygnematophyceae, Desmidiales, Closteriaceae. The record is from the annotation of a GenBank genome assembly.
AUGAAAGUAAAUGUCCUCUUCAGCAAGGAAAGCAAUAAAAUAUUGUACCUUGAAGUUGGAAAGGAUUUCAUCGAUCUCUUGAUGUCUCUCCUUCGAAUGCCCACCGCCAACUUGCUGAAGCUUCUCAUGGAAAGCGGAAUUCGUAUCAAAGGCCGACUUGGGAUUCUGAACAUUUUCUCCAGUGCAGACAAGCUUGACGAUUCGUACAUGAAAGUGGAUAAGGACAAAAUUCUGAACCCCUCACCAUUAGAAAGAUCUUCUCAGCUGUGCCUCCUUGGUCGACCAGAGAAGAGAGGGUACUUUACUUGCCCUACCGGCGCAUGUGAGUGGUCUGUGUCAUUGGUGUCCGGAACGAGUUGUCGCAGAUGUGCUCAGCCCAUGUCCAGAGAGUUGAAACUUUGUCGAGGUGGGGCUGUGGACAGCUCACAGACGUUAUACACGUGUCGUAGUCUCCACAGAGUGGGAAAUGUAUACUGCUUCCACUGCCCUGACUGUGGCUCUCAAAUGACCAAUUCUCUCACCCUGGUUGGUAGUGGGACUGGAGCUCAGAUGUCAGGAGGGUUUGUCAAGGAGGCUGUCACGUUCAUGGUGACUGACGACCUUGAGUUCUUCCCCAGCUCAACGAUCAAGAGCAUCCAUCUUCUGAACAGCCUGGGCGUCAAAUCCAUGAGCGAUUUGGAGAGCUUUGAGACAACUGUCACCAGAGACCAUGCACUGGCUCUUGUCCAAGCUGCACUGACGUCAACUUCUGCCCUGAAUGAUGUCUUUGGGAAAGUUCUUGUGACGAAUGAUGUCAGCAAGAAGGAGGCCAAGAAGAAGAAGCGGGCUCGUCGCUGA